GCCCGAGACCAUCAAAUCCUCUGCUACAUUUCUGCACUUCCCGUCUCUCCAUGAUUCUCCUUCUCUUCUCCUUCAUCUAAUGGAAUCUCCCAACCCUAAUCCACAACCUCCCGUCUCCGGCGCUUCCAUCCGCUCCCUCGUCAAGCAUUUGAAAACCAAAGAAUCCAUCAAUCCUUCUAAAAUGGCCGAACAAAUCCCCAAACCUCACAAAAAGCAAGUUCGACGACGGCUUCAUACCAGUCGGCCGUAUCAAGAGCGGUUGUUGAACAUGGCGGAGGCUAGAAGAGAGAUUGUUACUGCACUUAAGUAUCACCGGGCGGCUAUGAAGAAGGCCGAGCAGGAACUUCAGCCACAGACGCCGCUCGAUCCUUCCCCUGCUAGAUCUCAUGAAGCGAAGAUCAGGCCGAGGAAAAUCCUCAAAUCCUCGAGUAUUGACAGAAAUAGAGUUUAUGAUUCGCAAACUAAUUUCAAUACUAAUAGUAAUAAUUAUUAUAAUUUGAAGAAUUUGAGUAAUUAUGAUCCGUCGAUGAAUUGUUCGUUCCCGAUUUGGUCUCUGAAUUCGCAAUCCAUGGAAGGGGAUAAUAUGAUGAGCAUUGUAUUACCAGAACAAACUCUAGGGCUGAAUCUCAACUUGCAGGAUUUCAACAAUUUGGAGAUGAAUCUGUUCUCAAACGGAAAUAGCGUUUCGGUUUCGGGAUCAGGUUCUGGUUCGGGUUCGUCGUCUUCGUCUUCUCCCAGUCUUUCAAUUGAGACGGACCAGGAAGCACCGAAUUGGACAUCGGAGUCGAAUACGAGUGGCGGUGGUAGCGGCGGAGGGCUGCACGUGGCGGUAGGGGAGGAGGAGAUGGCGGAGAUCAGAUCGAUAGGAGAUAAGCACGAGAUGGAAUGGAGUGAUAAAAUGAAUUUGGUGAAAUCAGCGUGGUGGUUGAGAUUCAUGAAGAUCGGAAAAAAAGAAGAAGAAGGAAUCGGAUUCGGAUUUGGAGAUGAGUUCGAUCAGAUUCUCGAGUUUCCAGAUUGGAUGAACAAUGGAAACGAGACUUGUUUUCAAGAACAAUUGUUGAAUGAUUAUUGCUCAAAUGAUCACGACGAUCAUCCUUCCUCUGCUUUACCUUGAUUUUACGCAAGUCCAUUCAACCUUGUUGUGUGGAAAUAGGCUCUCUGUCCCAAACUUCAGAGUCAAAGUUGUGAAGUUUGACCCAUGUGGGGAAACUGGGUCAAAUGGGCUUUCUUCUUCAACAGGCCGCACAGUUGGGCUUAGUCAGGCCCAUCA
Messenger RNA from Cucurbita pepo subsp. pepo (vegetable marrow), 1270 nucleotides. Lineage: Eukaryota; Viridiplantae; Streptophyta; Magnoliopsida; Cucurbitales; Cucurbitaceae. The record is from RefSeq and is a predicted model, not a curated record.